This is a messenger RNA of Prosopis cineraria, 1175 nucleotides long. RefSeq lists its product as uncharacterized. NCBI's taxonomy places the organism in Eukaryota, Viridiplantae, Streptophyta, Magnoliopsida, Fabales, Fabaceae. The coding region runs from base 78 to 659 and encodes 193 amino acids. The record is from RefSeq and is a predicted model, not a curated record. The transcript is spliced from 5 exons.
AAGGAGAAGCACAUUUAUCUGAAUAAUAUAUCUAAUCAGAAGGAGCAACGGAGCAAGCAAUAACCACAUCAACAAGGAUGGCGUGCAGGAGCAUGCUUCGUUGUUCCGCCGUUCUGGUGGAACCGUUCCGACCAUCGUGCUUCAAUACAGCCUCAGGCUAUAAUUUCCGAACCAUUAAGCCUUGCCGAUUUCAUUCUGCAAAGCGAACUCUUCGCUGCUCUUACAACGAAACGCCUUCGUCUUCGUCCUCUCAUGACGAUCAAGGUCCUCCUCAAGAAGCCGUUCUCAAGGCCAUUUCAGAGGUGUCCAAGACAGAAGGAAGGGUUGGCCAAACUACAAACAUGGUUAUUGGAGGCACUGUGGCAGAUGAUUCUACCAAUGAAUGGCUGGCUUUGGACCAGAAGGUGAACUCAUACCCAACUGUUCGAGGGUUUACUGCUAUAGGAACUGGAGGCGAGGACUUUGUGCAAGCCAUGGUUGUUGCUGUGGAGUCUGUAAUCCAACAGCCAAUUCCUGAGGAACGUGUGAAGCAGAAGGUAUCAUCAAGGGGCAAAUAUGUAUCUGUAAAUAUUGGGCCAAUCCAAGUUGUUUCCAGCGAACAGGUGCAAGCGGUCUAUAAUGCCAUGAGGAGAGAUGAACGGAUGAAAUAUUUUUUAUAAUCCGUCAGGUUUCUUUGUAUAGAAUGCUCCCCGGCGAUAUAUGUAUGAUGCGUACUGGGACUAGGAUCGUUCACUGUGUGCGGGCAGCAUGACAGAUUUAGCCAUUUAUUUAUUUAUUUAUUUCUCAUAUAUUAACGGACUGAGUCGUUUAUUUCUUUUGUUUAGAAGAUGUUUAUCUAGAAGUUGGGAGCUGAUCUUUAUAAACAAAAAAAUCAGAAUCAAAAUUAAAAGGAUAAACGGCUGAGUUGUAUGUGAAUGAAUGGCUAGAUCUGCUGUGUCGUCAUCCAUCAGCACAACAGAAAAUCACAAUUCGUGAUUUGCCUGCUUUCCAAUAGUUAGCUUGAUUUUAUCUGUCUAAUCCAUAUUUCUCUGUUGUCCUAGCAACCACGGUGGAUAUGAGAUCACUUGUAUUUGCUGAAUAUGUAACCUGUUACCAUUCGUGACUAAGAAAAUAUACAAGACAAUUUUGUUGUUUAUAUUUAUCUAGUAACAAGCAUGAUUAUCUUCUCUGUUAAA